Oncorhynchus kisutch (coho salmon) is the source of this 5431-nucleotide messenger RNA. It is a transcript of the gene lmnb2, whose product is annotated as lamin B2. NCBI's taxonomy places the organism in Eukaryota, Metazoa, Chordata, Actinopteri, Salmoniformes, Salmonidae. The coding region runs from base 442 to 2166 and encodes 574 amino acids. The transcript is spliced from 12 exons. The record is from RefSeq and is a predicted model, not a curated record. Gene Ontology annotation, biological process: heterochromatin formation; nuclear envelope organization; nuclear migration. Gene Ontology annotation, molecular function: structural constituent of cytoskeleton. Gene Ontology annotation, cellular component: nuclear lamina; nuclear envelope.
AAAUGAAAGCAAUUGUCUGAGGAUGGUAAUGGACCAAUCUGAUAUGUGGGACAAUUUGUAGAAAAAGCUUUGAAGAAAAGGUUCAAAUCCAGGUCAUGUGAAAUGAUUGCUCUAAACACAAUAUAGCUGUUUUCGGACAGAUGCGAUGUCUAUCUAAGUCUAUGAGCAAAACUCAACUCUCCUUUUGGCGCGGUCCGCGUGAAGUUCGGCCAUUUUGUUUUGGCGAGGUCUUUCAAAACUAGGAGAAAUUUAGCUACAUGUCUUGGUAGUAGACUGCAGAUUUCAUUCAUCAAACAAACUCGUUUAGGUUUUAACUAAACCGCUUUUGGAACCUCAAAACAACAAGUGCGUGGCGAUCGAGGGUAAGGAAGAAUAAAACAAUUAAAAAAUAAAUAAAACAAGUUUGAAAACAUUACAGAGUGGAGUAAAACUUGAAGAAUCAUGGCCACCGCAACCCCAAGCCGCGCCGCGCCUGCUGGAACCCCGCUCUCCCCGACGAGGAUAUCGCGCCUCCAGGAAAAACAAGACCUGCAACAUUUGAACGACAGGCUUGCCGUUUACAUCGACCGAGUCCGGUCACUAGAGCUUGAAAAUGACCGGCUCAUGGUCAAGGUCUCCGAAAAGGAAGAAGUCACUACACGAGAGGUGACUGGGAUUAAGACCCUGUAUGAGGCAGAGCUAGCGGAUGCACGGCGUGUCUUGGAUGAGACGGCCAGGGAGAGGGCCAGGCUUCAGAUAGACCUGGGCAAGGCCAACUCUGACGUGGAGGAGGUGACCAGGAAUCUGAAAAAGAAAGAUGGCGACCUGACUCUUGCCAUGGCUCGGGCCAAGGACCUUGAGGCCCAGUUCAACAAGAGUGAAGCAAACCUGGCCACGGCCCUCAGUGAGAAUGGAAACCUGGCUGCAGAGGUUGCCGACCUGAAGGCCCAGUUAGCCAAGGCUGAAGAUGCCCAUUCUGUAGCUAAGAAGCAGCUGGAGACCGAGACUCUGAUGAGAGUGGAUCUGGAGAACCGCUGCCAGAGCCUGACGGAAGAGCUGCAGUUCAGGAAGAGCAUGUUCGACGAGGAGGUACGUGAGACGCGUCGACGUCGCGAGAAGCGUACCGUGGAGGUGGACAGUGGGGUGACCCAGGACUACACGUUCCAACUGGCUCAGGCUCUGCAGGACCUGCGCAGGCAGCAUGAGGAACAAGUCUCCAUCUACAAGGAGGAGCUGGGCAACACCUUCCAGGCCAAGCUGGAUAAUGCAAAGGUGUCGUCUGAGCUGAAUGACAAGGCGGUGAGCACAGCUCGGGAGGAACUGCAGGAGGCUCAUAUGAGGAUCGAGAGCCUGGCCUACCAGCUCUCUGCCCUGCAGAAACAGGCCUCUGCCAAUGAGGAGCGUGUGCGUGAGCUGGAGAACCUGGUGGCUGGAGAGCGGGACAAGCACCGCAUGCAGAUGGACCUGAAGGAGAGGGAGAUGGCUGAGAUGAGGGAGCGUAUGCAGCAGCAGCUGAACGAGUACCAGGAGCUGCUGGAUGUCAAACUGGCCCUGGACAUGGAGAUCAACGCUUACAGGAAACUGCUGGAGGGAGAGGAAGACAGACUGAAGCUGUCUCCCAGCCCUUCCGGCCGUGUGACAGUGUCCCGCGCCAUGGGCACAGGCUCUUCCCGCUCCUCCUGGGCCAAGAGGAAGCGCGUAGAGCUGCAGGAAGAGUCAGUGGUCGUGCCUCAGGUUCACAUCAACCAGGAGGCAGAGGCCAUCGGCAGCAUCACCAUCGAGGAGACUGACCUGGAGGGGAAGUGUGUCACCCUCAAGAACGACUCAGACAAGGAUCAGUCUCUAGGUAGCUGGAGGCUGCAGAGGCAGAUUGGAGAAGGAGAGGAGAUCACCUACAAGUUCUCCCCGAAGUUUGUCCUCAAGGCCGGCAAGACUGUCACGGUGUGGAGCUCAGACGCAGGUGUGUCUCACAGCCCACCCUCUGACCUGCUGUGGAAGAGCCAGGCCUCCUGGGGCACCGGGGAUGAUAUCACCACCACCCUUGUGAACUCUGACGGAGAGGAAGUGGCUAAGAGAACCGUCACCAAGACGUUGAUGGAGGUGGAGAAUGGAGAUGAUGAUGACGACUUCGAGGAGGAGGAACUGAGAGGAGAAAAGGCCUCUUCCAGGGAAUGUUCAAUCAUGUGAAGAAGUUCCCAUAGUUUGUUCUCCUACAAAAUCUGCUUCUUUUUCUAGAGCCACUCAAAUCUUUUUGUAUAAUUCUGUCUUGUGUUCUUAAUAUUUUUUUAAAAAAUCUUAUAAGACCAUUUAAGAGCCUGCCCAUAUUUUCAAGACCCCGUUUUUAACAUCCAAGUAAUCAUGACGACAAAAAACAAUUUUUGCCUUGAGUUUAGGACUGAAUUCACCCCCCCCCCCCCCCCCCCCUAAUUAUGUUGAGUAAGACAGUCAGACAGCUGGAAGUCUUCUGGAUUUUAAAGAAUAAUGAGUGUUCGUUCACCACAUGAUCCCACAUUCCACUUAAUCUACAUGAAUCAAUGAGAGUAGUCCCCAGGACCGGAGGACACUGGCUUUAGGCUUGCUGUUGUCCUGUCAAGUCAGAAAGGACUUCACUGUGUGCAUGGGAUGUGUUUUAACCCUAGACACGUCUGUUGAGAAAAAGCUGGACCUAAACCUAACCAAUUGUCUGUCUAAAAAGAAAAAAAAGUUGAAAAGCAUUGUAGAAAGUUUUAGGGGGGCAUAGUUGUCCGUGGUGGCAUUUGAAUCGAUUGCUAAUUCGAUGAACUUGUCACCAUCGAGGCAGGAGAGCGAAAAGGAGUUUUGAAGGAGAAUGGUCAGCCUAGAAUCUGUUGCACACUGAAUAUCGCUCCUUUUCAAGGUUUCAUUUCACAAUAUGAUCCUUUGUAGCUCAGUUGGUAGAGCACGGCACUUGCAAAGCUUUCUGGGACCACCCAUACUUAAAUAAAUAAAAAAAGGUAUGCAUUCAUGACUGUGUCGCUUUGGAUAACAGUCUGUUAAAUGGCAUUUUAUCAAACUAAGCACUAUUCAGUGGGUUCCAUUACAGGCUCGAUCAUAGUGGCAGAGUGGAUGUGAUCUUUGGUUCCUUAAAUGUGUAGUAGAUUGUAACUGACAGCUGUCGCUUAGCUCAUGUACUGGCUUUAGUCUGGCAAAUCACAGCAACAGGAUGGAAAUGCUAGGAUUACGUAUUCUACUAAAUGGAUUGGUAUAUUUUAAAAAUGCAUUAAUGCCUACAAUUUUAUAAUUGGAAAUGUUUCAAAUUUUCAACGAAAUGUAUAUUUUUUUUAACGUAAUGAAAUAUAGAUUAAAGACUUUGCUCUUUCUCACAAUAGUACUUUUAUGGUUUGGAGAGAAUUACAUCAGAUGGCGUAGUAAUGAGGCCAAAGAUGAGUUACGAUAGAACACGGCAUGCAAUCAUGCAAAGCUUGUAUUUAAAACGCCACUCUUUAAAAAAACGUUGUUUUGCUCCCAGACAAACUCACCUGAUUCAACUCAUUGAGGGCUUGAUGAUUAGUUGACGUUCAAUCAGGUGUGUACUGGUAUAAACAGUGACUGUACGUUUCCAACCUGUUGUCUUAUUCUGAUGCUGUUGACAUGAUAAAUCAUGAAUUUUUUAUAUUUUUUGAAAAUUAUGUUUCUCAAGACAAGUAGACUGUAAGAACUACAGUGUGCAUAUUUUAAAUGUGACUUAAGAUUUAAUGGUAGGGUUUCUGUUUUAAAACUAAACCAGGUGUAACCUUUCUACCUUAUGCACCUACUGAAUGUAUUGCCGUGCCUAGAAUGAAAGGUAGUCGUGCUACUUCAAGUCAGCAAUAUGAGAUGCAAUUGGUGAGAAUCUGCCUUUUCAUGAAGAUGGGGGGUGCAGUUUGGACUUUCAAAAUAGAAUUGAAAAAAAAUAUUCUAAUGGCAAUAUGCUUGGAUGCGUGGAGGGGGAUCUGUUGUUUCGACUCUCAUCCCAAACAACUACUUGUAGACAAGUUAAAGGGAUAGUAACCCAAAUUACAAAAUUACAUACUGUUCCAUAGACUGCUUACAGGGUAAGGAAACUAAUAUGUAAUUUAGUCAUUUUGAGUGACGCACCCCUUUUUAUAUAUAUAUUUAUAUAUAUAUAUAUAUAUAUAUAUAUAUAUAUAUAUAUAUAAAAGACCUCAGGAUGUGAACACUUAUAAACCUCGUUGAUUUUCCGUUCUUCGUGGCUGGCUGUGCUAUAGCAUCUCAGUGGUUGAAGUAGUUAUACUACCCAAGCAGUGUUAUCUCUUAACAUGGCUUUGAAAUUGGAGGGAAGGAGCAAUUUGGAUUAUUGAGAUUUAUUUUCACUUGAUCAAUAAUCGUGACUAUUACAAAUUUAACACACAAAAAAAGAUGCAAUGUUGCUUUGACUUUUUAUAGUUUUAAUACUGGCCUGGGAAACAUAAUUUUUGUCUGUCUAUUUGAAUGCAGUGCUUUGCAUUAAUUGAAUAUUAUUUUGAUAGGAUAAUUGUAAUUUGUUUUUUCGGGUUCUCUUUAGAUAGAUCAAGUUUGGGUCUAAAAUGGCAGAACUAUUUUUUUUUUGUGUGUGUUUGACUAUAAAGUGUUAAUUCUCCCCCAAAAAUAUUUAGCAAAAUUAGUGUCUAGUGUAAAUGCAUGGCUAUGCUUUUCAGGCAGAGAUUUUUAUUUUACAAUUUUUUAAUUGUCACGGUAACUGAAAAGCAUGGAAGUAAUGUUGCAACAAGGUUUUGUAUUGAUGCAUUUCCAUUGAACUCAAGAGUGGAUCCCUGGGAUUGACGUAUCCACUGCAGACAGGGUAUCCAGACUCUCUUUUUAAUCAUGAUUGAACUGUGACGGUCAUCUUACUAAGUGUUUUCUAUAGGAAUUCCACCACCACUACUGGUGAUUUUACUUAGGCUUCUUGACAGCUUUUAGUUUCAUGCACUGUUUGGUUUAGACACACAUUACUGUUAGUACACAGUACUACUAUUAAUGUGAGUCAAUGAUGUCAGUAUGUAUUCACAGUACUGCCAAAUUAUCAGGUUCUAUGUUACAGAUGUAGCAAGUGAAAUGUGAGAGACUACAGCAUUUUUCUUGGCGGGUUUUCAGUGUUCACUCCUUACCACAUUAGAUGCUGGGAUUUAUUAAGCCAGUGGAGAAGCUAAGAAUAUUGUUAGUACUUUUUACUGUAUCGUAGCGGUGGUAAGGACUGACGAUGAGGAAAUCCAGUUAACAUGGGAGAGCAUGGUUUAGUCAUUUUGAGCCAUACUAAACAUUUGUGAAUUGAUAUUUGGGUCAAAUGCGCAGAUAAACCGAAACCCUAAACUUUAUCACUCUAAGAGGACUUGUAUAGGGAGGGAGCAUGCCAAAUGUGUGUUUGUCAUACUGCUAUUGAUUUUAUUACAUUUUACAAUUUUGAAAUGUUUUUUUUUUUGUAUACAUAAAUCAUAAUAAAUGUUUUCCAUAUUAA